Molecule: messenger RNA, 832 nt
Organism: Labeo rohita (rohu)
Lineage: Eukaryota; Metazoa; Chordata; Actinopteri; Cypriniformes; Cyprinidae
Gene: vma21
Product: vacuolar ATPase assembly factor VMA21
Exons: 4
Coding region: 116-430 (104 amino acids)
Biological process (GO): vacuolar proton-transporting V-type ATPase complex assembly
Cellular component (GO): endoplasmic reticulum membrane
Source: RefSeq, a predicted model, not a curated record
CCAGAUCAUGUGACAAAGACCCGGAAGCGCAGUAAUUCAAGAUGUCGCAGCACGGAAUUUUGAGCUGCUGAGUUCAUAUAUCUUUCUUCUUUUUGGUCCAUAAAUAAAAUACAAGAUGCAAAAUUACGACAAGCCAGCUGUGGGCACCACGCCUGCAACCGCGCCUGAUUUCAGAGGGAAUGACGGCUCUCUCGUCUCUGUGCUUAAAACACUAUUGUUUUUCACUCUUCUGAUGAUAACUCUACCCAUCGGACUUUAUUUUGCAUCAAAGUCUUAUCUCUUUGAAGCCUCUCUGGGUUACUCCAGCAAUGACAGCUACUUCUAUGCCGCCAUCGUUGCUGUGCUCGCCGUCCACGUGGUUCUGGCGCUCUUCGUUUAUGUUGCAUGGAAUGAGGGAUCACGUCAAUGGAGAGAGGGAAAACAGGAUUAACCAAUCAGAGAGAAGAUGCCUGAUUUGUUCUUCAUCUCACGGAAUGGUCGAGGUCAUCUUUGGUCUGGCUGGAGGUUUUGUCAGAAGGUGUUAGAUGUUAAUCUGUGUUUUUGUGCAGGGUUAAUACAGGACAGCAGAGAAGACUGUUCUUGUGAAGGUUCAUUGUUCCUGCAGUGUCAUAUUCUGACCUAUUUCAGUCUGUUUGAUAGAUGAGUCCAAUUCUGAACCUUAGGCCUUCUGUGUAAUUUCAAUGUCUUCCCUUGUAUUUUUACACAAACAUACAGCAAUCUUGUAGACAGUUGGUUGUUUAAAACUAGUGUGUCUGUGUGAUUAAGUUAAAAAUAAUUCCAAGAUGGAUAAUUUCCUGUUGUUUUAUUUAUCAAUUAAAGCUGUUCUCCAGAA